This is a messenger RNA of Cylicostephanus goldi, 536 nucleotides long. The record is from the annotation of a GenBank genome assembly. Lineage: Eukaryota; Metazoa; Nematoda; Chromadorea; Rhabditida; Strongylidae.
AUGACAAAAUCUGCUUUCUCCAUUUUUGCUGAUCGAAAUAUUGCCUUGGAGACGUUCCUCCACUCUUCGAGGUUGAACGAGUUGCGAGACAGUUUUGACCCUUCUCGAACCUUCGAGGGUGAAAAUUUCAUGAUCCUACGACAAGCCAGCAACAUCAUGCUGGAAUGGACCCGAGCAGGCAAAAGCGAUAGUCCAAUGAAGAACUUCGAGAUGUUGAAUAACAAACAACCGCAGCGCUUCAAAAACUUUGGAGAAGACAUCAUAGAAGGCGAGUUCCCCUUAGUUCAUACUUUUGAAAAUUCCGAAACUGAGUUUGCAGAUGUUCUCCACGCCUACAGAUGGCUGAUCGUAUAUUAUUUAAAUGAAACUCGAGAGUCGUUUGACGAAUGGAUGAAGGCGAACGGUGGUGAUACUUUUGAAGCUCGCAAUCGAUCUCAGGCAGAGCACACAGCCAUUCAAUGGGCUGCUCAUACUUAUAGAGAGCUGGAGGAUCCGCGAAUUCGGCAGGUAAGUCGCAACAAAGCAAAUAACUAGAU